UUUGCGCAUGCUCACUUACCGGAAAAGGCGCCAGAAAAGAAUUCAGAAAGAAAAUGUCUUGAGAGGUAUCUGCAACCAGCAUUGUAUUUUAUAUUCAAUUUAUUUAUUUUAAAUCAGUAUAUUCAACAGCAAGAUGAGAAGACAAGCAUAAAUAAUAUAAGCUAAGAUAAGAGAUUAUUAAAUAUGACUAAAUUAGAACUGUAUCAAGAAUAGAAAUAAUAAUUGUUAUAAAAACGCAAGUAUAAAAUCGAGAAGCAUUAUGUCUAACUGUGUAUAUGAUUUAGAUACAUCUGGAGGGCUUAUGGAUCAAAUCCAAGCUCUUAUAGCCCCUCCAAAUAGUGACAAAAAAGAGAAAAAGGAGAAGAAAUCUGAACAUCCUUAUUUUAAACGGCCUGGUAAAGGCCACAACCAUGAUUCUUGUGAUGCUUGCGGUGAAGGAGGUGAUUUAAUUUGUUGCGAUAAGUGCCCAAGCAGUUUUCAUUUAGGAUGCCAUGAUCCUCCCUUAGAUUUUAAAGAUAUUCCGCAAGGUGAAUGGUUGUGCCAUAGUUGUAUAUAUGAAAAGAAACAGGUUCAAACUAAUUGUCUUAGAAGAAGGUCAAACAGCACUCCAUCGCCUGGUCUUUUAAGCUCAAAGCCUGCAAAAAAAAUUAAGCUCAGCCCCAUGGAUGUUUUAGUCGAAGCAGCUAAUGCAAUGAAUCCAAAACAAUUUGAAUUGCCCAGAGCUAUGAGCAUACCCAACAUGUUUUUUCCUGGAUCUGAAAAAAUUGAGAAUAUUAAGUUAAUUAAAAAGCUAAAACAGAGAGAUCAUGAAAAACUGUCUAAUGGACUGGUACCUUUACCAGCUAGAAAGUGUUCAGAGUGUGGGAAGUCAUGUAGAAUUGCUCCUCUAAUGGCUUGUGAUUUUUGUCCAUCAUUUUACCAUUUGGAUUGUCUAGACCCACCUCUUACUGCACCACCUGCAGGGAUUUGGAUGUGUCCGCAGCAUGUAGAACACACUUUGGACUCCAAUCUUCUCACAUCAGUUUCUCUCUGUGAAAGAGUCAAAUUGUGGGAUAAAUUCUCUGUGCCGGUGGAUCAAGAUUCUGUAAAGAUUGAAUUCUUUAGAAAGAUACACAGAAAAAAUCCACCUUUUAGGGUCAAAAGAUUUGUACCCAAGAAACCCAAGGUUCAGGUACCGGAGAUGAUUAAGUAUCAUUAUAAGAAACCUGUAAACUUGCUGCCCAGCCUAAAAGACGUGCUUCGAAUAGAGAAUGUUUACAGAAAGAAGAAACUGCAAGAAGUGAUGGAAGAAAGUGAAGCUGAAAUAGAGGAAGAUAAAGAUGCAGUGGAAGAAGUUAAGCAAGAGUUAGAUAGUGAAAGCGUUGAAGAGAUUAAACAAGAAAAUUGUGAUAUUAGUGAAGUAAGUAAUCCGAAUAGAACGCAAUCGCCUGACGAUUGUAAACCUCUUGGCGCACAAUCCGACAACGGCACGGAUGAUACCGACAGCGUUGCCGAUUCCUCUUCACCGGGUACUCUACUGAACGUAACCAACAAUACGUUCUACACCAGUAACGUGUUCAACGUCAAUUUGAACUGUUCGAAUCACGGGACGAAGGAAAAUGGACAGUUUGAGCUGAAUAACGGUUAUUAUGAGAGGGAACUAUUAAAAAAGGAAGAGACUGUUAUUAAGGAUAUUAUGGAUGGAUGUUUUGGAGAUGAAGUGGAAUCCGAAUUGAAGCAGUUGGACGACCGUCUGAUCAAAUUGUUGGCUUUUCAACGGCUGCAGCAAGUUUUCGGCCAUUCGAAUCAGGGGCAGAAUAAUCAUACGACUAUCGGUAAAAUGCCGCUACCCAGCGAACUGCUCACGCCCGCUGAUAUCGAUAGGAUCAGCAGGGUUUUCGCUAGUCCGAAAAAGAAGUAUAGAUCCAAGUGUUCUAAUAUUAGGGCUAGAGCUAUGAUGUGUCCUGUUGUGUCUAAACAUUUUUAUAACGUACGAACGAGAGAAGUGGACCCUACUGAUGUGAGACAUGAUGCCAGUUUUAUGGGAUUUCGACCUACAGUUUCAACAAGAUUUCCAGAAGCUGUAGCGAUGCGUUACAGAGUCCUCAACGUUGGAAAAGGUUCUUCCAAUGAUGUAGAUCUGGAGAAAUUUGGUUAUUGUAAUUUUAUUUCCCCCAAACAUGCCACCAUUUUCUUUGAUGAUUACACUAGGAGUUAUGAAUUGAUUAAUUACGCCUCUAGUGGGACUUAUGUGAACAACGUCUUGUAUUCUAAUAAUGUUAAUGUCAAGAGAACGGGUGAUACUACGAUGACAAAUGGUACUACGGAAAAUGACAAAGCCCAGAAUGGUUCUCCAUCGCCAGAGGAAGAAAGGGCCGCAAGUGUAGAGUCGCAGGUAAGGGAGGUAAUUAACAGAAAACGAAAACUUGGCAGACCGGAAGUGGUGAUACCAGUGCAGAACAAGAAGGGGGAGACUAAAAUGGCCGCCGAUUGGAAUGACCGAAUGGAAUGCUGCUGUACUGCUAACGUAGAAGACUUAAAGCGUGGCUGGGAGGGUUCAGCGAUUCUCAAUCACGGUUCACUGUUGAAAUUUGGAUGUAUAAAUUUCGUUUUUUCUAUUGUUGAAAGUCAGACGUAAAAUCGUUAUUGUAAAUAUUUUUAGGAUAUUUAAUGUUAACUCUUAAUAAAUUAUUGAACGUGUCGCUUUGUA
Molecule: messenger RNA, 2689 nt
Organism: Sitophilus oryzae (rice weevil)
Lineage: Eukaryota; Metazoa; Arthropoda; Insecta; Coleoptera; Curculionidae
Product: PHD finger protein 12
Exons: 15
Coding region: 260-2617 (785 amino acids)
Biological process (GO): negative regulation of transcription by RNA polymerase II
Cellular component (GO): Sin3-type complex; nucleus
Molecular function (GO): transcription corepressor activity; protein binding
Source: RefSeq, a predicted model, not a curated record